CAGCCCUUCCAGGCCUGCUGACGGGGGAGGAGAUAGACGAACGGAGCGCUGCUGAGGGAAGACACCCGAAGCUAGAGCGACAAUCUCCCCCGGCCCGCCCUCCCCUCCACCUGGCAGCGCAGGCUUUGAAAGCUGCUCACCCAUCUGAAUGGAAACUAGGAACCGCCGGGCGGCGUGUUCCUUCUCGCCCAGCCUUGCGAUCCAUGCCGAGAGGAAGGCAGUGCGAGCCCGCGCCAGCGUCCAGCUCCCGGGACAGGGCCGGCAGUGCUGCUGAGCAGAACUCGACCGAGCUCCUUCCUCGCUGCUAGUGGAAGCGAUGCUGCACGGCACAGCCAGCGCUUCCCCGGCUCUCCUUCAAGCUGAAGGUUACCCACCCGCGCAGCCAGUCCCAAGCCUGUGAGCGCAGCGCCUCGGGUCCCGGCUCCGGCUGCUUGGCGGCGGCGCGCAGGGCAACUACCUGGCCGCCCGCGCCGGGGCGCACUGUACCAGCGGCUUCGGCUUAGUGGAUGUGUAUGCAUGAGUUCUGCACCGAAUGGGCGCAAAAAGCGCCCCAGCCGGUCCACCCGCUCCUCAAUCUUCCAGAUCAGCAAGCCCCCGCUGCAGAGCCGGGAUUGGGAGCGCAGGGGCAGCGGCUCCGAGAGCGCCCACAAAACCCAACGAGCCCUGGACGAUUGCAAGAUGCUUGUCCAAGAGUUCAACACGCAAGUGGCCCUGUACCGAGAAUUGGUCAUUUCUAUCGGGGACGUCUCUGUCAGCUGCCCCUCACUCAGGGCGGAAAUGCACAAGACAAGAACCAAAGGCUGUGAAAUGGCCCGCCAGGCACACCAAAAACUUGCUGCCAUCUCGGGCCCAGAAGGUGGUGAGAUACAUCCAGAAAUCUGUCGGCUCUACAUUCAGCUGCAGUGCUGCUUAGAAAUGUACACAACAGAGAUGCUAAAAUCCAUAUGUCUGCUGGGGUCUCUUCAAUUUCAUCGAAAAGGAAAGGAGCCUGGAGGGGGAACCAAGAGUUUGGAUUGCAAAAUUGAGGAGUGUGCUGAAACACCUGCUCUAGAGGACUCCUCAUCAUCCCCUGUAGAUAUUCAGCAACAUUCCUGGCAGGUUUCCACAGACAUUGAGAACACUGAAAGAGACAUGCGAGAAAUGAAAAACCUUUUAAGCAAACUCAGGGAAACUAUGCCUUUACCAUUGAAAAAUCAAGAUGACAGCAGCCUUCUAAAUCUAACUCCCUACCCACUGGUUAGAAGACGGAAGAGGAGGUUCUUUGGGCUGUGCUGUCUCGUCUCAAGCUAGGUGAUUCCUCCUGGAAACCACCACGAGGAAGACCUGAAAAUAUCACUGAACCUGGGGACCUCCAGACGGCUGAACCACAGUUAUUGGUUUUUGACUAUGUUUUCUAUGCUUCCUUAUUACUUUUAUCCACCUCCUGCUGCCCUUUGAAAUGAUUUUACAUUUGAAAGCAGCUGCUGUCAAGAAAAAAAAAAAAAAGACAGAUUCGAAAAGCAGGCUGUUUUUAAAAGGAUUUUUAAAGCUGACAUUGUGCAUGUCUGCUCCAAACCACACCAUGACAGAUAUGAGAAUUAUGAUUUUUAAAUGAUUUAAAGGUUUUUUUAAGUAUUACACAGAGAAAACUUCUGUCAUGUAUAAUAGUAUAUCUAUAGCUCUUGCAGAUCUCAUGUUAACAAAUGAUCACAUAUGAGAGUCUUUACACAUAGAAAUCUAUUUAAAACUGCAAAACUGUUCAAAAUCCAACCAAUAUUAGGAAUAAUAUUAUAAUCAAACAUAUACCACCUCAACCUAUUGCUUUCCCUGCACUCAUUUACGUUUAGUCUUCCAUUCUGUCAGAAUCUAAGAGCUUCAACGUAAAAAUAUCUUAAUUUAUAAUGCAACAAAAACCAUAUAUGAAAAGUAUUUAAAUUUUGUAAAUACACAAUAAUCCUAAUAACUUCAUACAAUGCAUAUGGGUAACUAAUUUCCUUUCAAUCCAAUGGUGUCUUUUUCAGCUUCUUGGAGAACGAAGUAAUCCAGUUAGGAAAUGGUGUAGUAACAUAUACAAUUACCCUCAAAUGUAAAAUUCAGUAUUAUCAUAUUUUGUUCUAAUUGAAAUCUGAAGCAUGAUGUCUGCACAUCAGCAUAGUGUUAAAUCUUAUAGGGCAUGCUGGAAUUAGCUCAGAUCGUAAAAAUACUUAACAUUUUACAUUGUUAAUAAAAUCUUUUUAGUUAA
Molecule: messenger RNA, 2221 nt
Organism: Kogia breviceps (pygmy sperm whale)
Lineage: Eukaryota; Metazoa; Chordata; Mammalia; Artiodactyla; Physeteridae
Gene: RGS7BP
Product: regulator of G protein signaling 7 binding protein
Biological process (GO): G protein-coupled receptor signaling pathway
Cellular component (GO): postsynapse; nucleus; neuron projection
Source: RefSeq, a predicted model, not a curated record